This is a messenger RNA of Entrophospora sp. SA101, 873 nucleotides long. The record is from the annotation of a GenBank genome assembly. NCBI's taxonomy places the organism in Eukaryota, Fungi, Glomeromycota, Glomeromycetes, Entrophosporales, Entrophosporaceae.
AUGCCUCCCAAGAAAACUAAUCAACAAUCAGAUAAAUCAAAACAAAAAGAUAAACAAAAGAUUGUUGAGGACAAGACCUUUGGUUUAAAAAAUAAAAAGAAAUCUGCCAAGGUCCAACAACAAAUCAAACAGAUUCAAAAUCAAGUGAUGCAGCCAGGAAAUAACAAAGCACUGGUACCGUUUGGCGUCGACCCUAAAACUGUAUUAUGUCAAUUUUUUAAAGCUGGUCAAUGUCAAAAAGGUGAUAAAUGUAAAUUUUCUCAUGAUAUGGCGGUAGAAAGAAAAAGUACAAAGAUUGAUCUGUACACUGAUGCUAGGGCUGACGAAGCAAAAAAAAAUGACACGAUUGAUAAAUGGGAUCAGAAAAAAUUGGAAGAAGUUGUUACGUCAAAACAUGGUAAUCCUAAAACAACAACAGAUAUUGUAUGUAAAUAUUUCUUGGAGGCAAUCGAAAAUCAAAAAUAUGGAUGGUUUUGGGAAUGUCCAAAUGGAGGAAAAGCUUGUAAAUAUAAACACGCUCUUCCACCAGGGUUUGUGCUCAAGAGCAAAAAAGUUAAGGAAGAAGAAAUCGAUGAGAUAACGCUCGAAGAAUUUUUGGAAACUGAAAGUUUUACAGAAUGGAAGAAAAAUCGUAAAGCCAAACAAGACGCAGACAAGGAACUUAAACUUGCUGCCAAAGAAGCUGCAUUCAAGGCAGGGAAAUCACAAGGAAUGUCAGGUCAUGACGAAGUCGAUGAUAAUGACAGUGAUAAUACAGAAGAACAUGAAGGAGAACAAUUAGUAUAUGGCCAAGAAGCUGUUGAUGAAAAUGAGAAUAGGUCAGACAAUCCUUAUGGGGAAGGUGGCAGCAAAGAUAACGACGAUGAUGAAUAA